Molecule: messenger RNA, 5115 nt
Organism: Micropterus dolomieu (smallmouth bass)
Lineage: Eukaryota; Metazoa; Chordata; Actinopteri; Centrarchiformes; Centrarchidae
Gene: mef2aa
Product: myocyte enhancer factor 2aa
Exons: 10
Coding region: 298-1824 (508 amino acids)
Biological process (GO): cell differentiation; positive regulation of transcription by RNA polymerase II; heart development
Molecular function (GO): histone deacetylase binding; RNA polymerase II cis-regulatory region sequence-specific DNA binding; DNA-binding transcription factor activity, RNA polymerase II-specific
Source: RefSeq, a predicted model, not a curated record
AGGGAGACUGGGUUUUCUGAGUUUGUCAGCUCCCCCUAAAAUAGCAGUCAGCGUGUAAAUGUGAACUGAAAUUACGUUUAUCCACUGGAGCCACCGAUAUAGAGUGUCUAUACACGGCGACUGGCUUGGGAGUAAAGAUUGUGGUGUGGUCUGUCGAAGAGCGUAUUGCGAAGAAAGCGAGAAAUAGCGUGUACAAGAAGAGAGACUGUUGCACGAUGUGCUAGGAGAGUGGGGGAAGAAAUCGUGUUGUUUUUCUGAUAUUGUUGAGGUGUCAGAGAAUCCGGACAGGACGCAGCCAUGGGGCGGAAGAAGAUACAGAUCACCAGGAUCAUGGAUGAGAGGAACAGACAGGUUACUUUCACAAAGAGGAAGUUUGGCCUGAUGAAAAAGGCCUAUGAGCUGAGCGUACUAUGUGACUGUGAGAUAGCCCUCAUCAUUUUCAACAGCUCUAACAAACUGUUCCAGUAUGCCAGCACAGACAUGGACAAAGUGUUGCUGAAAUACACAGAGUACAACGAGCCCCAUGAGAGCAGAACCAACUCUGACAUUGUAGAGAAAUUGAGAAACAAAGGCCAUAAUGACUGUGCUAGUCCUGAUCCUGAAGACUGUUUUGGGCACAGCCCCCUCAUGGACGACCAUUUCGGCAAACUAAGCGAAGAGAGUGAUUUAAUGUACAAGCGCUGUGGUGCGCUAAACAAGAAAGAACACAGAGGUUGUGAUAGCCCGGACCCUGAUGCCUCAUAUGUCCUCACUCCUCACACUGAAGAAAAGUAUAAAAAAAUUAAUGAGGAGUUUGAUAAUAUGAUGAGAAAUCAUAAAAUCCCCACAGCAUUGCCUCAGCAAAACUUCUCCAUGCAUGUGGCAGUGCCUGUGUCCAAUCCUAAUGCCAUGUACCAGCCAGGAGGGACUCUGGGCAGCCAAGCCCUGGCAGCAGCUACAGCCUCCUUGAGUGACAGUGGGAUGCUGUCCCCUCCACAGGCCUCUCUGCACAGGAAUGUGGGCUCAAGUGGAGGACCCCAGAGGCCCCCCAGUGCAGGCAGUGCAGGAAAUGGUUUUGUUAACCCCAGGGGCUCUCCGGGCGUCCUCAGCACACCCAGCGGCAAUGGCCUGGGUAAAGUCAUGCCCACCAAGUCUCCACCACCCCCUGGAGGGAACAUGGGAAUGGGAAGCCGCAAGCCAGACCUAAGGGUGGUUAUCCCUCCAUCUAGCAAAGGGAUGAUGCCCCCACUGAACACCCAGAGGAUAAGCAGCUCUCAGUCCACCCAGCCACUGGCCACUCCAGUAGUGUCCGUCACCACCCCGAGCUUACCCCCACAGCCUGGCCUGGUCUACUCAGGCAUGCCCACCUCCUACAACCCUGCUGAGUUCUCCCUGAGCAGUGCAGAGAUCUCUUCCCUGCAGGGCUUCAGCUCUCCCGGGCUCUCACUGGGCUCCAUGUCGGCAUGGCAACAGCAUCAACUGGGCCAGGCAGCUCUUAAUUCUUUGGUUGGUGGAGGUCACCUACCUCAGGGCUCCAACCUCUCCAUCAACACCAGCCAGAGCAUAAACAUCAAGUCCGAGCCCAUUUCGCCGCCACGGGAGCGUGUCACCCCCUCUGGCUUCCCUCCUCAACAGCCGCAUCAAGGGUCCAGCCGACACGAAGUUCUGGGACGUUCACCUGCCGACAGCCUCAGCUCCUCCUGUAGCUCUUAUGACGGGAGCGAUCGUGAGGACCACCGGCCAGACUUCCACUCCCCGCUGGGGCUGGGAAGACCCCCUGCUGGCUCUGAGGACAGGGAGAGCCCCUCGGUCAAGCGCUUGCGCAUGGACACAUGGGUGACAUAAAGAGCCCCGAUCACGCCUCCAGUCACCAGCCAGUCAGAGAGAGGGAGGGGUUAGACAUGGAGAUAAAAGAAAGAGCAAGGGUCCUUAGAGCUUUUGUUAUGAUACUAUUAUCCAACUCCAUUUCAAUUUGUAAGACUGAGUGGAAAAUGUUAAAAGACGUGUCAGGACAUAUCUAAAGUAAAUUCUCAAGCUGAUCCAGUAAGAUUAAAACAAAUCUCAGUUAGCUGGACUGAAUUAUAUGCACAGGCAGGUGGUAUCAGGUACUUGGUGCAAUUUAGAUGGUGUUUGCAGAAAAAAGAUGUUCAGAGAAAAUUGUUUAAAAAUAGGCGGUAGAUUAUUGUAUUCACUGGUCUAGUCAGACACUUACAUGUAGUUGCUGUAUUGCUGUGCUUGCAAGUUGCAAUCAGAGAGCGUUGUGUUGCUUUCAGGCUGAGGGCCCUUACAUAUUAUGUUCACUGCAAGAACUGUAACCAUACAAGACCUUUAUCUCAAGUGGCCUCUUCUAACUUAUGUAUUCUGUUUAUCAGGAAAUACAGACAGAGUUAAUAAAUACUACACAGGAAUUUUGAUCACACAAUAAAUAAUUGCAACAUUUGAGACUACUUUAGUGAAUAAAUGAAACCAUACUGUUGAAGGUCAAAAUGAAAUAACAGAAUUUAUUGCAAUAAUGACAUCCAAUUCAUUUUAUAAUUUAAUAGAGUAGGAUAUAUAAGUGUGCAAUUAAGAUAAUGCGAACCUGUCCAGUUGAACUGGUGUGAAAAUAAACAUGUUCACGUUUGUGUAACAGUUCAUCAGUAAUAUAAGCCAAAGCUGUUCUUUUUGUGUUGUUUUGUACAGUUGCUAUGGUUUCCUAACAAUUCACUCAAAUGCACCAUUUCGUUCAUCAUAGUUUUAUUUUUUAUUGUGCUUUAUUGCAAACCGUGUAAAGUCAUGUAAACCAGAUCUUGAAUUGAUAUUCUAAAGCCAUGAACAUUUUGCUGUUCUGUUUGUAUAAUUGAACAUUUGAGCCAAACCUUUUAUUUUGUUGUGUAAAUAGCAACUUUAAUAUAUACCACCAGGGUGUGAGCACAUACUGAAUGUACUGUGCGAUCACCGUUUUCAAGAAAAGUAUAUUUUUGUGGAUUACAGCCAAGUUUACAAGAGUAGACCCUUAAAAAGUAGAUCAUUCACUGCUCAAUAUUUGCUAUUUUGUUAAUUUUACUGUAAUCUCUUCUAAAUUGAAUGAUCAGCAAAACCUCCCAUGUGUUUUUGUUUCAGAAGGUAAAUUCUUUAUUAGUGGUGACUGUUUUGUCCUGAAGACAUUGUUUUAACAAUGCUGUGAGGUUGAAGUUCCACUAUUUUCAUAUUUGUGAAGGAUGAUCACAAGGCUAGGGGAAAUAAGGUUUCUUCCCUCCUAUUGUGUUAAGCUUAUGUUAGUUGUAUACCAGCAGCUGCUGAAUACACUGCCAACAUUCAAACCCAAGGUCCCGGCCCCACACUGAAGAAUUAUCUAUUGUUACUGCAUGUAGCUCAACUGAAAGACAUGCCGUCUCUCAAGCCCUUUCCACUAUCCUGUUACUGGUUCAUUGAAUUAAAGCAGAAGACAGAAAGUGGCUGCCGACCUUCACACAAAACUGAUAAUGCCUGUGCUCGUAUGUGGUUGUAAAUAUCGCAGUCUACUGGAAAUGUCUGUCAUAAUGAUGUACAAAAAUACUCAUGUGUUUCCUUAAUUGGCCCCAGAAAUUGUAUCUUAUACCAAUGCUACUGUUACUAGUAAGGGUACUAUAGGUUAAGGAACCUUAGGAGCCAGAAAAGUGAAAAUAUGAAGGUGCUGAAGUCAUGUACGCGGAAGGUGAUGCUUGUGUCAGCGCACCGGCCAGCGACAGAAGGGGGGAAAGGGGGCUGUGACUUGUUUUCUUCUUCAUCAUCACGGAAGCAAAUAAUUCAGCAGCUAAUUUGUGACAACAACUCAAUGUCAUUGACUUUAAUCUCACUGCUGGACUGCACACAUUUGUAUGAGAAGUUUGCUGUACGAGAAAGGCAUCGCUGUGCAUUCGCCGGCACACCUCUUGUGUGUGUUCCUGAGGUUUCUGUUCCCCAUCGUCAAACUCCAUGGUAGUUCUCAGAAACACACCCGUAAAAGAUCUAUGCAGUUUUAUUCCCAAUUCACCUGACAUAUACGGAAUAUGAUGUCAUUACAGGCCAUAUUUAGUCCACAAAGCGUUGGUAAGAAGGGCAUCUGGGAGAUGACUGUUGCCUCUUAUCCUGAAGUGCCACAGCUGGAGGUUGCUGGACUACAAGUUACAUAUAAUGCAUUUUAUUAAAAGCUUUGAUUUGGAUACCCCGGGGCAAUCUCUUCAUAUUCAUAUGCAUUGCUAAACAUAUUUUACAUAACGUGUAGUAAUCCAUAAUGUAAUCCAGUUUAACACAGCUGGUGAAAAUAGCAAUAAUAAAUGACAAAAAUUGCCUGCCCCUCUUGGCAGCGCCACCUCGUAGUUGAGCACAUACUUCAGCACUUGAUAACAUAUCAGGGAAUUUUGUAGUUUCUCUAUCUACAGUAUAUGCACAGUUAGGAAAUGCCUUAUCCCAAAGACAAAUUCAGCCAUUUUUAUUUUUAUUUUCUCUCUGUAAAAACAGAAAAAAAGAAAAGACAAUUCAGAUAUCAUUUAAACUUGACCAGAUCUGCCUCUUCUCAGAAAAGACUCACACAAGAGAAUGCACGGUGAAUGCACUGUGAUACACUUUGCUCUGCCAAAUUGUGCACAACUGAUGAAUGUGAAAGAAAAGGGUAAUCAAUGAACCUUUGUAGAGGACUCUCUUCACUUUGCUGUGUAACAGUACACUGCUUUGCUUCAUGGCUUUUAUAAACAGAACUAUGUGUUUGGUAAGUGUUUGUAGUUGAUAGUUCACUUAACUAAAGAAGCUGUUUUCGGUUUGAGCGCUCAGACCGUUUGGCGGCACAAGCUGGACUUUGUUGCCAAUAAUGAAAUUAUUUGUUUCAAAAUCGAAAGAGAUUUUAAGUUAAUCUACAUUUUGUUUCCCUUGAAUGUGUUAUUUUAUUUUCAUCAUACAAUAAAUAUUCAAGUGAACUUUUUAUUAAACAAUUAAGAUACUAUGCUAGAUAUUGUUGUACAAAAUUUGUAUUCUUCACAAAAGUACAAAUAUUGGCUUUUAAUGUGUAAUUUAGGUUAUCUCUCUUAUUCUGUAUAAAAUGAAGUAAACAACUCUUACAUAGAAUUUGUUCUCCUGUGAAGUCCCAAACAGUAGAAACUGUCAACUUUAUUAAACACCUCAGUGUAUGCUCAAUCUGAA